AUGGCGCCACGCAGCAAGAAAGCUGCGACGAGUUUGAGAAAGACUCGAGCAUCCCCUCAGGAUAGCCCCCAGACUGCUGAUCCAAGACGGACCAGCCAGCGUCUCCGAGCUCGAGCAAGCAUCACCACUGCUUCGGUGACUACUACAGUUGUUACCACCCAAACCACGGUCAUCCUCCAGGAAGAGACUCCGGUCGCUAUUUCUCAGCCAGUCCUCUCGAAGAAGCGCAAGAUCGACGGGCCAGAGGAUGAGUACAGCCAGACAAGUACUCCGUUGAAGAAGCGGACCAUCAGCUUCAGCCAUGAGAGCAAUCCCUCACUCGGGACUCGUUCCAAAACGAAGCGUUUGGGAUUGAUUCUGGCUGAAGGACAGACUAGCACUGUCUCUACCCCAGAGAAAGAUGCCGCCCCUGUCGACCCAACUGUCAAGGCUGAGCCGACGACAGAUGGCCCCGCUUCUGAGGUUUCGACCAAAGUCAAGCCAAAGAAGUCCAGCAUCCUUGCCCACGUCGUCGAACGGCUCCCUCACCCUGACUCUAAAGGCCAAAAGUUCAAGAGCCUGCGAUUCAGAUACCCCAUCAAGCGCCUGCCUUUGGACUACCUCCAUGCCAUCCCAAUCAACGAGAGAAACAUCAACAUUAAUGCUGGUGCUCUGCGAAUUCGAAAGAGUUCUGCGUUUUGGGACAACCAAGAGCUUGCGAUCAAGUUCUGUUUCUCGCCCUUUCUCAGCCGCCCCGAGCCGACUCCUCAGCAGUGUCGUGACGUCUGGAGCAUUCUUGACAAAUGGCUGCGUAGCAGGGAUACGCCGAUCAUCGUCGAGCCGGUUGGCACGAGCUCAGGCACCGAAGGCCCCAUGCACGGCAGCACCGGGGUCACAGUCGACUGUCUCGUACGCACCAUAAUGUCACAGGCCACUCUAAACGAUCUUGCCCUCCAGGUGCAGACUCAGCUGACGCAAUACUUCCCCUACAUGGUCAAUGGCGAAAGAAUUGCAGGGGAACUGCCCAACUUCCAUACCAUGCGAACAGCCUCCCUUGAAGACCUCGAGAAGGCUAUUAAACGGGGUGGUCUAUUCCAACGCAAGGCCAAGACUAUUCAGAGCUGCCUGAACGCCGUCUAUGACGAGAAUGUUAAACAGCUGAAGGCUGCGAAUGGCGGUACGCUCCCUGAUGGCACCUGUCUCGGACAGGAACCCAAUAGCCCUGAGUUCGUUCCUGGUUUGCUGUCCAUGAACUUCAUCAACGGUCUGGACAUGGUUGAGGUAUUCAAUUUCCUCGUUGGGAUUCCUGGUAUUGGCCACAAGACGGCAUCUUGCAUUCUGGAGUUCAACUACGGCUUCCCAAUCUGCGCGGUUGACGUCCAUGUGCACAAGAUGACCAAGUGGCUGGGCUGGGUACCUCAAGAUAGCAACGAGCUUCAAGCUUUCAAGCACCUCGAAGGCCGCAUCCCCAACCACCUCAAGCAUCUCCUUCACCAAGCAUUCUGGCACCACCCCCAGCUGUGCAAACCUUGCAAGAAGAAAUUUGAUGCAGAGAAAUCCACAACGGACGAAGCCGAGGAGAACUCAACUGCAACACCGACCAAGAAUGCGCCCAAGGAGUCCAAGAAGGGGUCUGCUCAGAAGCCCCGCGAGCCAGGCCAGCUGCAGCUAGGCUUUCCAUUAGCCAAAAAAGAGGUGCAAGAAGAUCGAGACGAGGAAGAGAUGGUUUUGGGAAAGAAAGUGGAGGUCGUGUUAGCCGAGAUCUGCCCUCUUGAGCACUUAUUGACUCGUAUCGUGCGUAAAGUGUCUCCCAAGAAAGAGGCAGGAAGGAAGAAGAAGGCAAGCACAAGCCCGCUGGUCAAGAAGGAGAAGGGCCCGGCUGAGAUCAAGCCGUGGGAUGCAUUCGAGAACGAGGCAGAGGCUGCGCUUGCCGGAUACGUGGCCCUCAACGUUAAUCACAGCGACGACUUCAAUGCUGGAUCCGCUAAUACGCGCGUCAAACGACAAUGGUUUCGCCAGAUGGGGGUCAGCGUUGAGACCAAGGUGGAGGUGAGCGAGGAGGUGGGCGAGGACACCAGCCCCUGA
Messenger RNA from Cyphellophora europaea CBS 101466, 2064 nucleotides. RefSeq lists its product as uncharacterized. Bases 1 to 2064 code for a protein of 687 amino acids. The transcript has 2 exons. Gene Ontology annotation, molecular function: catalytic activity. NCBI's taxonomy places the organism in Eukaryota, Fungi, Ascomycota, Eurotiomycetes, Chaetothyriales, Cyphellophoraceae. Gene Ontology annotation, biological process: base-excision repair. The record is from RefSeq and is a predicted model, not a curated record.